AUGUUCGUGUACGAGUUUAUGGCUGGUCUCGUAGACACCAUCACAGGCGAUGACGAUGAAUCCUACGACCCACAUCAGCAUCGAAAAGUCGAAAAACCUACGUCGUACUCGGACACGAUGAUCCACCUGCUAAAAGGCAGCAUAGGUGCGGGGGUGCUGGCUAUGCCCAACGCUGUGCAGCGUGUGGGCAUCUUGGGCAGUAUAUUCAUGAUGAUACUCAUCGGCGCGUUCGCUGCUUAUUGUAUGCAUCUUCUGAUCAGCGCCCAAUACACUCUAUGUAAAAAGACGAGACGCGGAUACUUAGCGUACCCUCGUUCAAUGUAUUUAGCGGUUCAGGACGGCCCACCGUGUCUCCGGUGGGCGGCGGCGCCCCUCUAUUACUUUGUGGAUGUAGUUCUCAUCAUGUGGCAACUUGGUAUUUGCUGCAUCUACUGCGUUUUCGUCUCUGAAAACGUCAAACAGGUGUUUGACUUUUACGGACGAGAGAUGUCGCUGCGCGCUCAUCUAUGCGUUCUCCUGGCCCCUCUUGCAUUACUAGGCCUGCUGAAGGAUCUCAAGCUGAUGACGCCACUGUCCACGAUCUCGAACAUCGUAACUAUGCUUGGCUUCAUCCUGGUCUUUUUCUACCUAAUAGAAGAUGACGUGCAGGUGGACGAAGAAAAGCUCAACUUCAAGAGCGUAGAAGAUGUACCCGUCUUUAUCGGUAUCGCGUUGUUUGCCUUGGAGGCUGUAGGAGUGGUCCUUGCGCUUGAAUACAAUAUGGAGAAUCCAAAGCGAUUCGUCGGUAUUUGCGGAUUAUUCAAUAUCGGCAUGAUUAUAAUUCUAUCUCUGUACAUCAGUAUGGGGGUGUUUGGAUACCUAAAGUACGGAGAAGAUAUAAAACCUUCGAUCACUCUUAACUUACCGCAACACGAAAAGAAGGCGCAAGCGGCAAAGUUGACUUUUGCGUUGGCUAUAUUCCUAUCGUUCCCCCUACAAAACUUCGUAGCUUAUUCCAUUCUCUGGCGGAAAAUACAAAAGAAAAUCCCUGUGUCAGAGAGGAGUGUUUUGUUCUUCGACUACGCGUUAAGAAUCCUUCUUGUGAUUAUACCGUGGCUAUUAGCGGUGCUGGUCCCACGGCUGGGACCGUUCAUCUCGCUCUUCGGUGCAUUCUGUCUAUCGCUGCUGGCGGUGGUGUUCCCGGGUAUUAUGGACGCGUGUCUCCACUACCCGGAGCACUACGGCCUGGCAAGAUUUCGCCUGGUCCGCGACAUACUAAUAGUGCUCGUCGGCGCUGUCUGUCUACUCGCCGGUUGCUACACUAGCGUCCUGGAGAUUUUCGAGGCAGACGAAUGA
Messenger RNA from Leptosia nina, 1335 nucleotides. The record is from the annotation of a GenBank genome assembly. Lineage: Eukaryota; Metazoa; Arthropoda; Insecta; Lepidoptera; Pieridae.